AUGACUGAAGAUGAGAGAAACGACCUACGGCGUCAGGCACCCAGAGAUUACGUGACACAUGCGAUAUUUCAGAAAGCCGAAUCACUAUCAAAGUCGGUGGCCGAGUCCCUGGGGAUGUUGGAAUGUUAUAUUCUCUACGUCGACUUUGACUCGAAUAUGUUGACGCAGGCUAUGAAAGAUAAGGGAUUAUCAGAAGUAUCAGGCACGGAGUAUGUAACAUUGAGCCAUCGCUGGGGGCACGCGAACAUAUUUCGACUUACAAAUGAUAACCUUCCUCAGCUAAAAAAUGGGUUUGAAAUCUCAGCUUUGCCAAAGACCUUCGUCAAUGUCAUUGACGCCAUUCGGAAGCAUCUCCCCGUUCGCUACCUUUGGAUUGAUUCGCUUUGCAAAAUACAAGAUGAGGAAGACCUAUCUGACUGGAUCAGGGAGGCAGCGCAGAUGGAAAAGGUCUAUGAGAAUGCCUUCUGCAACAUCUCCGCAACUGGCGCAGAAGACAGUUCUCAAGGCCUCUAUCACCAUCAUAGGCCUGACCUUCUCACCCAUUUCUGUGUGGAUCUGUGCUUCGGCUGGCUAGAUUCUUCAUCAGAUUCCACCGUAACAUAUGCGAAGCAUAUCCCAAUGGUCUUCCACCAAUACUUCAAAAACAGGCAAAAGUCGGACUCAAGUGCUUGGACCCAGCAACCGAAGGACGACGCCUACGGGAACUUGGGCCAGGCUAGAUUCUUUGCGCACCAACUUUGGCCCCGUAUCGUAGAGAUCUACAGUAAUUGUCAGCUCACGAUGGAGAAGGACAAACUGGUUGCAAUCUCCGGAAUCGCAAAGCGGAUGCGAGUGAUACUGCAAGAUGAGUACGUGCCAAUUUUCAACUGUCUUGUCGACCUGCGCGAUAUCGAGCUCCCAGCUUUUCCUGGGCCUCUGUUUGAUGGAGUCAUCAAUGUUGGCACGCCCGAGGAUAGAGGUAUCCUUUUCUCGGUCGAGGAUGUCUCGAUUCAAUACGCAUCCGCUGACACAACAGGGCUUGUUUCUGGCGGUCAUAUUGUGCUGAAAGGGUCACUGAAAGCACUCAGACUCAGACGCAAUGAUGUUCUGAAGAAGACAUGGAUCGUGAUGGUCGAUGGCAAGGAUAUGGUACCUGAAGGGAAGGACCCACAAGACCGACUGGGGCCCCUUGUACAUCUAGAUGUCGACCAGCCAGAUUUCGAGGUUGAAAAUGAAACUACGAGUUUGUAUUGCAUGCUAGCUAGAGCACCGUAUGGAGAUCAUUGGACCUUCCUUAAGUGCCUCCUGUUGGAACAUCUGCGCGAUGGGGAUUACAGAAGAAUUGGUGUAUCUAUGACCGAUAAGCGCGAGUUGAUAGACGCGAUUGCUUGA
Bacidia gigantensis is the source of this 1371-nucleotide messenger RNA. RefSeq lists its product as uncharacterized. The record is from RefSeq and is a predicted model, not a curated record. The coding region runs from base 1 to 1371 and encodes 456 amino acids. NCBI's taxonomy places the organism in Eukaryota, Fungi, Ascomycota, Lecanoromycetes, Lecanorales, Ramalinaceae. The transcript has 4 exons.